GCCAACCAUCGCAGCUCCCGCCCAGGAGAGGCCUGCCCGCGCCUUCCACGCCGAGGUCGUCUGAGGAGCGUCCGCCUGUGGAGCUCCUGGGGCAGCAAGAGCCCGCGCUGGUCUGCACCGAGGACCCUGGCCUGGCGUCGCUCCUUGACCGUGUGCCCGUUUCCUGAAGUCUGCGCUCCCAAGGUGCAGCAGAGCUGUCUCUGCCUCUGAAGACACCUGGCCAUGGCACCUGCUGCGAGGAGGCGCCUGAGGAAGCCUGUGCGCGCCCCCCCGAUGGAGCCUCGGGGGAUGGAAGUCUAUGACGUUGAGGGACAGGAGAGCAGAGGGCCGAGUGGGCCAGAGGAUGUCCCCGAAGGUACCGUCUCCCCAGACACCUUUGCAGAGCGCAGCACACGGGUCCCUCGGGUCACUGGCUCUCAGUCCUCCACAGGAAACAACCCAGCUACUGAUGAUAACCAGGGGGGCAUAAGUCCUUCUCCAGGAACCUCUGAGGACGACGUGGGGAAUGAAUUACGGAAUAUGUUGGAAAGAUUUGAAGGUGACAUUAAAAAGGUUCUUCAUGCAAAGAGAAAAAGAUUUAUAACAAACACCAAUUCUUCUGUCAAAACUAUUAACCAGAAAAUUGAGCAUGUUUGGAAAACCCAGGAAGAGCAAAGGCAGAAGCUUUACCGCGAAUAUUCUCAGCAGUUUGUGACUUUGUUUCUGGAGUGGGAUAUAAGUGUGCAGAAAACCAAGGAAGAAGAGGAAAAACUAGCUAAUUUGUGUCAUGAGCAACAAAAGAUUUUUCAACAAGCUAGAAUUGUUCAGAGCCGGAGGCUGAAAAAAAUUAAAAAUCUAUAUGACCAGUUCUUAAAGAGUAUGGCGGACUUUGAGAAGGAUCACGAACAUCUUCUUACUGAUGAGCAAAGUGAAGUUAGACAAGGAAUGGCCAUGUUGCAGGACACAAUUGUGAUGGAAACUCAGCAGCAAGAGCUGGCAAUUGUUCGAAAGUCUCUUCAAUCCCUGUUAUUCUGAUGGCUUUGAAGAAAAAACUUGAACCUAAAUUGUAUGAUACAAGUGUAACGUUGGCUCCAUCGAAGCACAUUGCCAUGGGUUUAUCGUUUGUUUGUUAAGUGUAAGAAUCUUUUUCUGUUAACCACCAAAUGAAUCCUAAAUAGUUAUGUGGGUAGCAGCAAUUCCACAGUUACAUGUACUAAGCUUUCAACCCUUUGGUAACAAUGGAGAUGUUUUCUCCCUAACACUGUCAACUAACUUUGAGCAAUUAAGUUCACUUAAUUUUAGGUUUUGGCCCCAGCAAUUCCGUAUCAGUCCCACAAGGUAGAAAGUACAAGUGUGGAAUGUUACAGCAUUCUUCCUUAAGGAAAAAAAAUUAAAGAAUAUAAAAUCUAUUUAGUCUGUGCAUUCCUUUUUAUGUACACAAUAGUUGACAGAGCCAAUUCCAAUGCGGGGUGGGGGAUGAUUUCAAAGGAAAAUGUACUCUAUUGCCUUAUAACGACUGUUAAAAACACUUGAGAGUCUGUUUUUGGAUGAAUUAAACUGCUAAAAAUCAUUAAGAGAACAGACCUAACUAUGUCAAUAUCAGAGCUGAGACAUGGAUUUGUGAAUAUGUCAUUUCCACAAAGAUAUCAAAAUGUCUUUUAAUUGGUGUUGGUCCACUAUUAAAUGACACUUGCCCUUAGCCUUGAUCAAAAGUAUUUCACUAAUAUCUACACACACUUAACUACUGAUGGUUUUAUGUAUUUCACAUCUGUCUUUGAAGCUGAGUGACCUAGAGUGCUUUGUUUUCAAGUUUAAUAUUCAGCGGCUC
Molecule: messenger RNA, 1807 nt
Organism: Sus scrofa (pig)
Lineage: Eukaryota; Metazoa; Chordata; Mammalia; Artiodactyla; Suidae
Source: RefSeq, a predicted model, not a curated record